CAAAUGCCCGCUUAAAUACGGAAGCGAGGCGACGCGAGCAUCACUACUCCUCCUUCCCCCCAAAUUUGCCUCCUCCCACCCUGAGACCUCGUCGUCGUCGUCUCCAAUCUCGAGUUCCUUGCCGUGGAAGCAAACUCCGCAUCCAUUCUCCCAAAACCCUAGCCCCCGGAUCCCGGCGCGCGUCGCGGGUUGCUGUUCGUUUGCUGGAUCCUUCGCCCGGGGGUUGGCGGUUGACGCGGCGGCGGCGGAGGUGGGCCAUUGGUGCUCGCCCUCGCCGCAUUGGGGGCGCCUGGGGUGUCGUGCUUGCUCGUGGGGGCGGAGAUCUGGGAGGAGGAGGAGGAGGUGGUGGUGGUGGUGAAGCCGCGGAGGUGCUUGGCUCAAGCGCGGAGAUGGGGCGGUGGGCCGCCGGGAUCUGCGCGGUGGCGCUGGUUUGGCUCGCCGCGGCCGCCGCGGGAGACCUCGAGCCGGACGAGCUAGAGCGCGCAUUUCCAAUUGUGGAGCCAGAUUAUGGCCACACUAAGCUCCGUCUCUCACAACAAGGUCUAGACGCAAUUCGAAGGAUUGAAACUCCUAUUGCUGUUGUUGGUGUCAUUGGUCCAUAUCGAUCUGGAAAGUCUUUUCUCCUCAACCAGCUUCUCUCUUUAUCAUGUGAAAAAGGUUUUGGAGUUGGUCAUAUGCGAGAUACUAAAACUAAAGGUAUAUGGAUUUGGGGUACACCUGUUGAAAUGGACAUUGAUGGUUCAAAAGUGUCUGUCCUUUACCUUGAUACUGAAGGAUUUGAGAGUGUUGGGAAGUCAAAUGUAUAUGAUGAUAGGAUAUUUGCUUUGGCAACUGUCUUGAGUUCAGUGCUAAUCUACAACCUUCCUGAGACGGUGCGUGAAGCUGAUAUAUCUAGGCUCUCAUUUGCUGUUGAGAUUGCAGAAGAAUUCUAUGGAAGAGUGAAGGGGCAAGAUGUUGCUUUUGAACCAGCAAAGCUUCUUUGGCUUAUCCAGAGGGAUUUCCUGCAAGGAAAAUCUGUUCAGCAAAUGGUCAAUGAAGCCCUCCAACGGGUACCUAACGAAAGUGGGGACAAAUAUAUUGAUGAGGUUAAUCAAAUUAGAGAUUCUUUGGCAGUUAUGGGCAACAACAGCACUGCUUUUAGCCUGCCCCAGCCGCAUCUACAAAGAACAAAGUUAUGUGACAUGGAUGACAGAGAGCUUGACCCCUUAUAUGUAAAAAGGCGGGAUGAAUUGAAGCAGGUCGUUGCGUCCAUCACAAGACCAAAAAUUGUGCAGGGGAAAACUCUAAAUGGAAAGGAAUUUGUUUCUUUCUUGCAGCAGAUUCUCGAGGCAUUAAAUAAAGGAGAGAUUCCAUCAACGGGAUCUCUUGUUGAAAUUUUCAAUAAGGCCAUUCUUGAUCGCUGUCUGAAGGUGUAUAGGGAUAAAAUGGAUGGCUUACGUCUACCAGUACCAGUAGACCGACUGCAACAAGUUCAUGAGACAGCAAUUGAUCAAGCUAGAAUGCUGUUUGAUAAGCAGCACUUUGGUAAACACCAUGCUGCUCAGUCAAUCCUUAAGCUUGAUGAUGAGAUAAAAAAGGUGUACAGAAACUUCCUUCUAGCAAAUGAGUAUCAAUCAUCAAAGCUGUGUGAAGCACGCUUCUCAGAAUGUGAAGAUAAAAUGGACCACCUUCAAGUCUUGAAGCUCCCUUCCAUGGCAAAGUUCAAUGCAGGGUUUUUUCACUGCAAUCGAAGUUUUGUAAGGGAAUGUGUGGGCCCUGCAAAGGAAAGCUACGAGCGCAGAAUGUCAAAGAUGCUUGUCAAGUCUCGUGCUCUUUUUAUCAAGGAGUACAAUAACAAGCUCUUCAAUUGGUUGGUAACCUUCUCCCUAGUCAUGGUGGUUAUUGGGCGCUUUGUCAUCAAGUUCUUUUUACUUGAGAUUGUUGCCUGGGUGAUGUUCAUCUUCCUGGAGACGUACACGAGGAUGUUCUGGUCAGCAGAGUCAUUGUACUAUAAUCCAGCUUGGCACAUCAUUGUCUCUUCGUGGGAAACUAUCGUAUAUAGCCCCAUUCUCGAUCUGGACAGAUGGGCGAUCCCCAUUGCCGUAUUAUUGUCUUUUUGGCUUCUUUACUGGCGAUGUUUCGGUAGAAGAAAACGGGGCAGCCGAUCGUCACUCCUGCCACUCCACAACAAGAUCUCCCACAAGAACUCAACGCGCCCGAGAUCAGACUAAUCUGAUGCUCUUUUUUCCCUGAAAGGACAGUACAAAGUAUCAAACUUGUAGAAGCAGAAGAUAGCUGUGAAUCAUCUGUCUUGUCUUCCAUGCCGCGUUGGAGUGGAUUGGAUUGGAUGGGCCUUCUUUUGGUGGUUCCCUGCCAAUGUAUCACUGAUUCGUUUCUUGGCCGCGGAAGACGAUGAAGUCGCUGCCAUUUGAGCGCGUGCGCAAGCGUUGUUGUGGUUGGUAUACGGAGUUUUAUGCAUUUUUGUGUAGCUAGGCUGCCCUUACGGGAUGCGAUCUCAUUCAUUGAUUAUUGUUCACACCCCACCGGUGGAUCUUAUAUAAGGCUUCCUUUUUUUUUCUCUAAACGAAAAAUUUACCAUUAAUAACUACACUUGCUUGUAUGAUGAACUGUGAUGGGAUUCUGGGUGAAAAUGCAUCAACUAAUUUGAUUAUGAAAA
Oryza sativa Japonica Group (Japanese rice) is the source of this 2656-nucleotide messenger RNA. Lineage: Eukaryota; Viridiplantae; Streptophyta; Magnoliopsida; Poales; Poaceae. The record is from RefSeq and is a predicted model, not a curated record.